UGAUGACUGACUAUGGCCGCCGCGGUGGGCCCUGAAUUGAAUGGACCAUGGAGCAACCACUGCCGACGCCUACGCCGACAACGACGACGACGACGGCUUGAAACCGGGGACCAAAAACUUUUGCCUCGUGUGACGCCCUCACUUAUCCAUCCGCUCGUGCUCCCCGACGCUCACGCCCGCGGCCUCGAGAUCGCCAUCUCCAGCAUCGGCUCCCCUCUGACCGAGACACCUGCCGCCUGCAGCUCGGGUUGCAACGCCGCCCGCCCGCUAAAAAUUUCUCUGCCCGAGGGCAUUCCUGCCUCGACCUCUCCUCCCGCCUCUGUGCACUCACUCACUCCCCGCAACCCGCCGCGGCCAUGUUGGACCAAAUGGCAAACGAAAUCAAGCUCAUCUCGGGCAGCUCACACCCCGACCUGAGCGAGCUGGUCGCCAACCGGUACGUCCGACGAUGGCUCGGAGAGAGCAGUCGUGCCGGGCCUAUCCGGCCGAGUCCGUCGUGAGGGUCCUGACUGACAUGUUUGCCGCGCGCAGGCUGGGCAUCUCCAUCGCCAACACCAUGAGCCUCAACUACUCCAACCAGGAGACGAGUGUUUCGAUCGGCGAGUCUGUGCGUGAUGAGGAUGUCUUCAUUCUCCAGUCGACCGCCCCCGGCGAUGUCAACGACGGCCUCAUGGAGCUACUCAUCAUGAUUCACGCCUGCAAGACGGCCUCAGCUAGGCGCAUCACCGCCGUCAUCCCCAACUUCCCCUACGCUCGUCAGGACAAGAAGGACAAGUCGCGCGCCCCCAUCAGCGCCAAGCUCAUCGCAAACAUGCUGCAGGUCUCUGGCUGCAACCACGUCAUCACCAUGGACCUGCACGCCUCCCAGAUCCAGGGCUUCUUCAACGUUCCCGUGGACAACCUGUAUGCUGAGCCCUCGGUGCUGCGCUGGAUCCGCGAGAACCUCGACGUCGCCAACUGCGUCAUUGUCUCCCCCGAUGCCGGCGGUGCCAAGCGCGCGACCUCCAUUGCCGACCGCCUCAACACGGCCUUUGCGCUCAUCCACAAGGAGCGCCCGCGCCCCAAUGUCGUCGGCCGCAUGGUGCUCGUCGGCGACGUUCAGGACAAGGUCGCCAUUCUCGUCGACGACAUGGCCGACACGUGCGGCACGCUCGUCAAGGCGGCCGAGACGGUUAAUCAGCAUGGCGCUCGCCAGGUGUUUGCUAUUGUCACGCACGGUAUUCUGAGCGGCAAGGCUAUCGAUAACAUUAACCAGUCAUGCCUAUCGGGCCUGGUUGUGACCAACACUGUGCCUCUUGGUGACAAGGCGGAGCGCUGUAAGAAGCUCAAGGUUAUCGAUGUCUCUGGUACCCUGGCCGAGGCCAUCCGCCGGACGCACAACGGCGAGUCGGUGUCUUAUCUCUUUACCAACGUUCCUGUUUGAUGAUUUGCGCUUUUUUUUUCACGGGCAUUAGAUUUACCAAGGGCGUCGGGGUUUGUCGUUUGAGGUUCACGGGUUUUGUUUUCUUUUGCGCCAGUGGUAGCUUGCCGGUCGUGCUGCUACGGUUGAACCGGAUGAGGAUAGUCCUCCAAGACGGAGAGUAAGGUGAAAAUUGGGACAUGGCCAUGGCACUCCCUACCAUGAGCCUCGGGUUUCUUUGAGACGGAACACAGCGGAAGCGUAUGCAGCCAAGUAGAGAUCCUCAUGAGUUAUAUCCGCUUCAAAAAAUCGCCUAC
Messenger RNA from Purpureocillium takamizusanense, 1716 nucleotides. RefSeq names its product Ribose-phosphate diphosphokinase (gene PRS4). Gene Ontology annotation, biological process: 5-phosphoribose 1-diphosphate biosynthetic process; ribonucleoside monophosphate biosynthetic process; purine nucleotide biosynthetic process. Gene Ontology annotation, molecular function: ribose phosphate diphosphokinase activity; magnesium ion binding. Gene Ontology annotation, cellular component: cytoplasm; ribose phosphate diphosphokinase complex. NCBI's taxonomy places the organism in Eukaryota, Fungi, Ascomycota, Sordariomycetes, Hypocreales, Ophiocordycipitaceae. Bases 449 to 1423 code for a protein of 324 amino acids. The transcript has 6 exons. The record is from RefSeq and is a predicted model, not a curated record.